UGCACACCUGGGCAGCCAUGGCCAAGCGUGACUACCUGGUGGAUGCGGCCAGGCAGAUCCGCAUGGCACUGGACCGGGAGGUCAGUGAGGACUAUGAGGCUGCCUUCAACUACUACAAGAAGGGAGUCGACCUGCUACUGAACGGAAUACAAGUGGACCCCAACAUGGAGCGUCGGGAAGCGGUGAAGAGGAAGACCACCCAGUACCUGAAGAGAGCCGAGGACAUCUUCCUCUCACACCUACAAAACAACAUGGAGAAGGAAGGCUCACAGAUGAUCGGUUCCAGCAGCCUAAGGUUCCGACCAAUCAGACGGCUGAACGCGCUAGUGGAGGAUCUGAAGAUGUACAAGGUCAUCGACAUUGGAGAUAAGGUUCUUACUGUUGAGAGUAUCAUCUGCAAGGACACAUUUGUUAUAAAGAGCCUUCCUAAGACCAGUGGAAACACCCAAUCCCGGCCCACCAUCAUCCCUCAGGAAGUUCCUUAUAUGGUCAAGCUGCUGAGGUACUACGUCAGCGAGGAUUCCAUUUACCUGCAUCUGGAACAUGUGACAGGAGGGAAGCUAUUCUCAAAGCUGCACAACCUCAGGGGGCAGGCGUCGAGGAGGGAUCGUCCCGAGAGCUUCAGCACGGGCCACCAUCACCAGAAGAGCUGCACGCUGUCGUCAUCCACUCAGAGGAGACCGCCUGGGCAGCACGUAGAGGGACUACAGAGUGCAUCAGGUCUACGCAGCACCAACACACACGCAACCAAGCACACAGAGAGGGAGCACACAGCCCCAGCCGCAGCCUCGGCCUCAGAGGGGGACCACCCAACCCCGGCCCCAGCCCCAGCCCCUGAGCGAGACCAUCGGGCCCCAGCCCCGGCCUCCUGGCACGAAGCGCAGCGUCAGAUGGAGAGCUGCCGGACUCACUCCUACUGUGAGGAGACGGGCUGCCUACAGCAGCACUCCAAACUCAUACAGGAGACGCUGAUCAAACAAGCCAGGAUGGAGGCAUCCCAGCAUGCAACAGCCGCUGCCGCGCCUCAUAGUAACAACCACAGCAACACUCAUGGGGCAUCCCAGCAGCAGCAUCCAAUAACAACUACAUCAUCUUGUAACAUUCCAUCACAGCAUGCAACAGCCACCGCAUCUGUUCAUAGCAACCACAACAACACUCAUGGAACAUUCCAGCAGCAUCCAACAACGACAUCAUCAUGUUGUGGCAGCAAAUACUACGAACUCGGAACAAAACGCAGUGCGUUGAGUAUUCGUGGCGUUGGCCAGCUGCAUACAGGUGACUUCACAGGUCAGGUGCUUCCAGGUACGCGGUGCGGAGACGCGCGAGACAGUUUGCAAAAUACGGUUGAGCGAGAGGAGACACAAGGCCAUUUGGGUUCACUCCAGAAAGAGGAACCUCAGAGAAGACACUCAAGGGAAAGUGAAAGUGAAAGUAGUCUGCGAUCACCACCACCACCACCUUCGUCAUCUGGCCUCGCUAGAGUCGACACACAGGGCCAUGGGUAUGGUACACCACCCGAGCCCAGUGUUGGGGAGCAGACCACUAUCGAGGGGCAUGGCAGUCUGCCCCUCCACCACAGUCUUCAGGACGGCUGCAGCGUCCAGACCUCCAGAGGGGGGGCCCAGCAUGGCCACUGGGGUCUCCCAGAGGAAGAGGUCCAGGCCUGGGGAGCGCAGAUCCUCAUGGCCCUGGAGAGCCUCCACCAGCAGGGCGUCAUCUGCUGCGACCUCAACCCAAACAACAUCCUGCUCUCUGAUGACGGUGCAGUGUGCCUGACGUUCUUUGGCCAAUGGGGUGAGGUGGAGCCGAGGAUCUGCACCAAGGCCAUGGAGCAAAUGUACUGCGCACCAGAGGUUGGUGGUCUAGGCCGAGUGAAUGAGGCGGCUGAUUGGUGGAGCUUGGGUGCCCUGCUGUUCGAGCUUCUAACUGGGAUGCCUCUAUGGCAGUGCCACCCUACAGGUGUGACCUCUCAUACCCAGCUCCAUGUGCCAGAGCACCUCAGCACUGCUGCCGCCUCACUGCUGACGGAGCUUCUUCAGUUAGACGCUGGGUAUCGUCUGGGUUCCGGUGGCGGUGGCGUGAGUGACAUCAAGUGCCAUCCUUUCUUCCACUCUGUGGAGUGGGCGGAUCUGGAGAGCUGAAGGGGACAAGAACGGG
Molecule: messenger RNA, 2157 nt
Organism: Engraulis encrasicolus (European anchovy)
Lineage: Eukaryota; Metazoa; Chordata; Actinopteri; Clupeiformes; Engraulidae
Gene: rps6kl1
Product: ribosomal protein S6 kinase-like 1
Exons: 12
Coding region: 18-2141 (707 amino acids)
Biological process (GO): protein phosphorylation
Molecular function (GO): protein kinase activity; ATP binding
Source: RefSeq, a predicted model, not a curated record